AUGGCAACAACCGAACGCUGGGCUUCAUAUUCUAAGUGCUGCGAAGAUUCAGUGAUCCUGAUCAAGGAGAACAUGAUCUGGGAGGAAGCGUUAUACUACUGCAGAGAUCACUAUCGUGAUCUUGUCUCCAUCACCAACCAGGGCGAGCAGCUCUGGGUCCAGGAGAGAGCCAAGAUGGCCUCCACUCCCUACGUGUGGCUGGGACUGCGCUACACCUGCACUCUGGACUUCUGGUUCUGGGUCACUGACGAGACGAUCCUCUACACCAACUGGGGCCCCGGCCAGUCUGGGGACGACUGCAACAUGUCUGGAGCCAUGGACAGAGAGGGAACGCACCAGUGGGUCAAAAAGAUCGAUGACAACCACCAGCUUAAUUUCAUCUGUUCCACGUAA
Messenger RNA from Sander lucioperca (pikeperch), 393 nucleotides. RefSeq names its product C-type lectin lectoxin-Phi1-like. NCBI's taxonomy places the organism in Eukaryota, Metazoa, Chordata, Actinopteri, Perciformes, Percidae. The coding region runs from base 1 to 393 and encodes 130 amino acids. The transcript has 2 exons. The record is from RefSeq and is a predicted model, not a curated record.